Messenger RNA from Girardinichthys multiradiatus, 2182 nucleotides. Its product is annotated as tripartite motif-containing protein 5. Gene Ontology annotation, molecular function: zinc ion binding. Bases 442 to 1863 code for a protein of 473 amino acids. The record is from RefSeq and is a predicted model, not a curated record. NCBI's taxonomy places the organism in Eukaryota, Metazoa, Chordata, Actinopteri, Cyprinodontiformes, Goodeidae. The transcript is spliced from 2 exons.
CUGCUGUGUUGCUGAGGCAGACUAACCAGAAACAGAUCUAAGACUUGAAAACAGCAAACAAAUGUCUCCUAACGGCAGAUAGAUAAUAGUUGCAGUAUUUUAUAGUUGCAGUACUUUGUAGUUGCAGUAUUUUGUGGAAUCGUUUUUUGUUUCGACAACGAGGAUCAUAUAAAACUAUUGUUUACUUGAACUAUCGUAAAGCUAUAAAGUUUUCGAACCGUUUGGAUGGGCGGGUAAUUUGUCAGGAAAUAAAAGGGCUGGCACGUAGAGCUCAAGCUGUCACAGCACUUUUGAGGAAUCAGAGACACGUUAACUAAUUCAAGAACUCUUACAUCAGGAUUUUUAAAAUUAAACAAGGACACAAAUAAAAGAGCAGUUCUUUUGAGGAUCUUUCUGUGUUUGACAACAUAGGAGGACAGGAAACCAGCACGGAAGACCUGCAUGAAAUGUGAGAUCUCCAUGUGCGUCCAGCACCUGCAGGCCCACCUGACCACACCUGUGUUACUGCAGACCCAUCCUCUCACUGAGCCCAUGGCUAUAGAUGGAAACACUAAAUGUCCACUGCAUGGGAAGCUCCUGGAGUACUACUGUCUGGAUGAUAAGACAUGUGUUUGCGUUUCCUGUGCCAUUGAAGACCAGCACCGCCUACACAACAUGAAGACCUUCUCCACGGCCCACAAAGAGCUCCUGGAGAAGCUGAAAGCUGAGCAGGAGGCAUUAAAGGUGAAAACUGAGGAUGACAACAUGAGUCUGGAGAAGUGGGAGAAGAGUGAACGAGAGAAGCUGGCUCGCUGCAGCGUGCGCCUCACUGAGGCUGUGACUAAUCUGCGGGACAUUUCUCUGACCAGUGUCCAAAGUUCAGUUUCUGCUCGAAUGGUGUCCAUCAGAACCAGCAGGAGCAGCAUGCAGGCAGCGCAGAACGAGAAGGACACCUUUAGAUUCCUACAGAUGUACUCGCAAGUGAACCAGGAUGUGGAGAAAGCCAAGGCUGUGGAUCUGAGGAAAGGCUUGGAGCCUGGCAGCCAUCGGGACAAACUGGUUCUGGAGAUAAGACAGAACGGAGAGAAGAUGGUGGACAAAGCGUCCAACUUUUUAGAAUCAUUGUUGACCCUGGUUGAUCCUGAAAGCCACCAGGAUCUUGAUGCUUCUUCAGACCUGAUCUUUGAACACCAGACUUCCAAUUGGAGCAUGUCCCUGUCCAAAGACAGAAGGACGGUUUUCUACAACAGCUGGCUGGGUGAAUGUUCUGCCACUCUUCUAAUCCAUAGCACUCGAUCAGUUCCCAUCUAUCAGAGGUGGAUGCUCAGUCUUACCGAUGCAGCUGAUUGGAUGAUUGGUUUGUGUGAUAAACAGUCUGCAAAGAACCCAAUGAAUGGACCGGUCUAUGGACUGAGUUGUGAAGAUAACCGCCUGAGUUAUGUUACAACUAAGCAUCAUGGGGGUCCUGAUGCUUCAUUCAGUUCAUCCCCCUUUGGGACACAGACAACUAUUAACACCACAACAGGGGAGCGACUUACAGUUUGCUCCACAUUACUCACCUCUGAGAACAAGAAUGGAGAUGAGGCGGAUCAGCGACCUGAAAUGGUGGAAGUGUUUAGGAAUUUUGUGGCCUCCAGGCUCUCAUUUUUCAGCCGAAAUGGACAGUACCAGAAAGAAGAAAUAAUCACGAUUGAGACCACUCUCAACAACUGGGAGCUGGUCCCUUUUGUUCGGCUGGGGAAGGAAAAUGCCCAAAACACCUCCCAGCAGCAAUGGAAAUGUUCUUGUGGACAUUAUUCCAGGUCUUACCAGACAAGUUGCCCCAGGUGUGGACAAACGUUUAGUGGCUCGUUCAUCACAGAAGUUGUUUGUGAACUUUGUUAAAUGUUUGUAACAUAUUGAUCAUGGCUUUUAUUACUAAUCAGUGAGCAUUAAUGCAACUUGUGAUUGAUGGUUAAUAAAUGAGUUAUAAAACAAUCACAAGUUUAUGAAAUCUUUGAAUGUUUAUAACCUUUUCACUGUAGUUAAUUAUCAUCAGGUUGAUACAUCAACAUUGAUUUGCUUUGUAUGCAGCCACGUUAAAUGCAAAUAUUUCCUUAUUCUAUCAAUUCAAUCUGUCUCCAUCUAGUGGUAGCAAACACAUGUAAACAAUGUAGACACAAUGUAACACCUUUAAAAAAUAAUAAAGCCAGAGAAACGCUGA